GACGCGAAACUUGAACGCGACCUUCACCUCCUGUGCCCAAACACAUUUACACAUCCGCUUCGUCACAACAUGGGCGACUUUCGGAGGAGGUCUACCAUGCAGCCACCUGGGGAUGUGCUAGGGAAUGCUCGUUCAAACUUACCAAUGCCGUCCUCCAUUAUGAAGCCAAAGGCAGGACGUAUGUCGAUGUCGGGACCUGCUCUUCGAGGACCAAUGUUGCCGCCACCUGUGCCCUCUACGAUCCAGAGAAACAACAUGUACAGAUCACAGAAUGCAAAUGCUUUACAGAUGAGCGUCAGCAAAGGACGAACUCCCCAACCUAGUUUCUAAUAGCUAACAUAUAUUCCGUGAUUUAGUAGUGUUCGAAGAGGCUCGAUGUGGCAUGGUGCUAUUCCAGGAGCAGGUCCAAGCGGUAGCCAAGCCACGAAAGACCCUCGGAAUUUGCGAGAUGGUCCUACCCAAGCGAAAAUGCGUCGGGACAUCAUCGAAUGGUUGCACCGGACAGACCUGGACGUACCCAAUAAUAUUCUUCAAAGUCUGACAGCACGACAGUUCGGAGAGAUAUAUCAACACCUAGUGUUGCUCGUUGAUCCUGCAUGGCCAUUCAAAGAAGGAGCGAGAUUAGAAGAGCAAUUCAUUCAACCUCUUCAGGCACUCAGAUAUCCUUUCGUCGGAUCGAUUGAUAUCCGUUGGCUUGCCGCUCCCGCAGCGCCGCAUUCUUGGCCUUCUCUGCUCGCUGUUUUGCAUUGGCUCGUGGAAUUGGGCAAGGCAAGAUUACAUUACAUGGAAAGCGAAGAUCCAACGCUCCAAGAACCUUCGUUAGUGCCAGACGAAUUUGACGAUAUUCACUAUCAUCAGGCUCUCGCCAUGGACUAUUAUUUGGCGGCAUAUGAGGUCUUCCUUUCGGGUCAAGAUGUAUAUCCUGAGCAGGACAAGGCACUCGAAGAGCGAUAUGCGAAAAAGGACGAGAAAGUCGUUUCGGACCUGAAUCAGCAGAAGGAGAGACUGGGCGAGCUUAUGGCUGAAUUAAAGCAGUUAGAGAAGUCCCCUCCUCCAAUUGAGCAACUGAAAACGAGCAACGGGUACCUCAAACACGACAAAGCAAAGUUUGAGGAAGUGAUACGUCAGCUGGAGGAUCGCAAGCAACGCUUGAUAGAUACCAUAGCUCACGAAAAGGCAGAGAUCAGCUUAGCAAUGUCGAACCUCGAGAGGUUGAAGCAUGAGCAUGAACGCUUGACCGACAUUGUUAAGGCGCAAAACCUCACACAGGAAGAGGUGCAUCGGAUGACUUCCGAGCAUGAGAGUUUGACUCGUGAUCUCGAGCAUCUGAAAGCCAAGAUAAGCGAGACUAACAAGGCCGUCACGAAGCUAGAGGUGUCGUUGACCAGGAAGGUGGAGGACGCUGAUGACGCUGUGGAUACCUACAAUAACCUCCUCUCCGCGUUGAACCUUUUCCCGCCACUGCCUCCACCAUUACCCGACAUCAACCUGACACUCAAACUGAAUAGUGCGGCAUCGAAUCCACAGGAAAUGCUCGUGGGAUCAGAUGUACGAGAAGAGAUAAAGCCAGCACUCCUUAAGAUUGCGGAGCUGAAGAGGAACGAACGCGCCACACUAGAGAAUGAGCAGAUUACGGUGGAUGCAGACCUCGAUCAGCUCACGGCGGAUUGCGAGAACCUCGAAAGUGAAGUUGUUGAGGUACAAAAGAUGACGAAUGCAUUGAGUGAUCAAGCUGAUGAUCUACGAGAGGCGGUACAACGGGAAGCUGUUAAAAGUAGCGAGGAGGCUCAACGAUUGGAAGAGGAGCUGAACAAGGCAAGAACGUCGGCUAUGGCUAACGGAGUUGGAGUAAAAUCUCGACUACAAGCUUUGGAUAUUGCGUACCGAGAACAAAUUGCCAAGGCAGAGCGUUUGCGAGAUGACACCGUGCGGGCAAUCGUCAAGAGUAGCAGUGAGAUUGUGGCAUUCAAGGACGAGGUGUCAAGACAGCUCAAGUAUCUCCAUGAUUUCGCCGAUGCCAACUGAUAUGUCGAUCCACAAGAUUACCGAUACCCUGGGCUUGGGUUCUAUGUUGUAUUUUACGAUUACAUUUGCCGCCGUUGUAUUUUCUAUUCUAAUUAUAUGUAGCACUGGGUUGUUCUGGCUGUUUCUUCAUCGUUCCUCGGCUGUACUAAUGGGAUUGUACCCUCCAGUAACAUAUCGAUUUUCCCAAGCUCCCUUUCAACUACUUUUCCUAAAUAGGACUGGUUACAUGGAUCGAUGAGUGAUCGAGUAUAAACGCUGAGACAC
This is a messenger RNA of Somion occarium, 2289 nucleotides long. The record is from the annotation of a GenBank genome assembly. Lineage: Eukaryota; Fungi; Basidiomycota; Agaricomycetes; Polyporales; Cerrenaceae.